CCAUGGGUUCAGUGUUGGGAAGCUCCCACUGGUUAAGGUCGUUACCCGGCCGCUAACUCGUAUGGGUGCUUAUAUAUAAACCUAUCCGUCCCACGGAGAGUUUCCAUCCGGUAGACUAUGGAGGAGUUGGCCAGAGAGAGCAUUAGCCUGCUGGCUUCAGCCUCAGCCAAACCGCGGGUGGAAGUGGCCGGGCCCCGGCUAGGAUCCAUGGGGGCCAUCUUCAUCAUGCUGAAGUCUGCGCUGGGCGCUGGACUCCUCAACUUUCCGUGGGCCUUCGCGAGAGCCGGGGGUAUCCACAGUGCAGUAACAGUGGAGCUGGUCUCCCUUGUUUUCCUGGUCAGUGGUCUGAUCAUCCUGGGCUAUGCAUCCUCGAUAAGCGGCCAAUGCACCUACCAGGCCGUGGUAAAGGAAGUGUGCGGCCCAUCCAUCGGUCAGCUAUGUGAGAUCUGCUUCGUUUUUAAUCUUUUUAUGAUCUCUGUGGCCUUCCUUGUCAUUGUGGAUGACCAGCUGGAGAAGUUGUGCGGAUCCCUGUAUGAGUUAGUAACUGGUUUGCCAGACUCAGAGAUGCCCUAUCACUUCUACACGGACCAACGCUUUGCCCUGGUGCUGCUGUGUGCCUUCCUCAUUCUGCCUAUUUCCACCCCAAAAGAGAUCAGCAUUCAAAAAUACAUCAGUGUACUCGGCACUCUAGCUGCAACCUACUUGACCACAGCCAUCAUCAUCAAGUACUACACCAUGCAUUCUGUUCUCCUUCACAUAACCCCUCUCUACAGCAGUGGGAUCAGCUCCUGGGCAUCCACGUUCAGCGUCAUUCCAACCAUCUGUUUUGGUUUUCAGUGUCACGAGGCAUCCAUCGCCAUUUACAGCAGCAUGGAGAACCAACGGCUUUCUCACUGGGCCUUCAUCUCUGUGGUGACUAUGAUCAUCUGCCUCAUCAUCUAUUCUCUCACAGGGGUUUAUGGGUAUCUGACAUUUGGCAAGGAUGUGAAGCCCGACAUUUUGAUGUCAUACAUGGGUGAGGACAUUCUGAUGGUCGUCGCCAGGCUGCUGUUCGGAGUGUCCAUCAUCACCAUCUACCCCAUCAUCCUGCUGCUGGGCAGGUCCGUGAUCCAGGAUCCUCUGCUGAGUUGGUGGUGGAGGUGUGGAGGUGUGGUGACCGUAGAGUUGGAAAGCCGCAGUCGCUACACGCUGACGUUUUUGUGGAUAACCGCAACUCUUCUCAUCGCUCUGUUCGUACCAGACAUCAGUAAAGUCAUCAGCGCCAUCGGGGGCAUCAGCGCCUUUUUCAUCUUCAUCUUCCCAGGACUUUGCUUGAUGUUUGCCAUGCAGUCUGAGCCCGUGUCUUGUAAGACCAGGGUCUUCCUCACAGUUUGGGGGGUGGUCACCCUGCUGUGCGGUGCGUUCAUCUUCGGCCAGAGUACCACAAUCGCUGUGAUGCAGCUCCUCGGAAAGAUCUGAUGCUGAAAACUAGAUUGUGAACAAUCAAUGCGCCUGCUUCUGAAGACCAGUUGUUAAGCGGCCUGGAUGACAACAAACUUAAUCCCAUCACCUCUUUGGUGAGUUUUGGGCUAAUUAUUCAUUAUUGAUGAGCUCUGAAUGGGGAGGAUGUGUGCUUGAAUGCAGACAUGAGUAGGGUUCCAAGGGUGAUAUUCAUGUGUCCGCCUUUCGACCUUAAUGUUCUUCAAAUGUGAAACAUAUUUAAGACGUGGACACCUCAUGAUGCUAGUGUGUCGGUCAAAGUUUGCAUGCAACAACAGGGUCAUGUAAACAGCCAUAUAGGAAUAGUUGCUAACUAUUGGCUGGCUGAGGUGACGUCAAAGUUCAUAUUUGGAUUUCUUUUUAUAUAUGAUGUUUGCCUGUGAAAAUACCAUCGACUGGUACAUAAAUAAAAUCAUCAUGAAAAUAACCAUACAUGGAAAUUGGUUGAACAUGCUAACAUUAGCAUGUCAUAAUGUGCUGAUGGUUGUUUGUUGCGUUUAUGUGUGAGAACACCUUACACAUUUACAUUUUUAUAUACACAU
Molecule: messenger RNA, 2021 nt
Organism: Doryrhamphus excisus (bluestripe pipefish)
Lineage: Eukaryota; Metazoa; Chordata; Actinopteri; Syngnathiformes; Syngnathidae
Gene: slc38a8a
Product: solute carrier family 38 member 8a
Biological process (GO): amino acid transmembrane transport
Cellular component (GO): membrane
Molecular function (GO): L-amino acid transmembrane transporter activity
Source: RefSeq, a predicted model, not a curated record